AUGUUUCAAAAGUACUUUGACGAAGGUCAAAUCCAUUUAGCAGAAGCCAGGAGACAAAAAAUUGGCGGGUUUCUAUAUAAUGCGCUAUAUGCUUACGAAAAAGCAAUUAAAAACUUCGAGACUUUUAAUAAAUUCCCAAAGAGCUUGAGACCUCAUCUUACACUCAAUACGAAAGAAUUAUUGGCAGAGGUUUAUGUAGAAUGCGGAAAUGUCUUCAUGAGUCUGAAAGAAAUUCAGAAGGCAGAAGAGCAUUAUAGAAAAGCUUUGAAAUGGAAAAACAAUUACAUAAAAGCAGAUGAAGCACUAAAAAACCUUAAAGCAAAUACGGAUAUUGAUACGACGAGCUCUUUGAACAAGUUCUUUUUUCAGAAUCCUCGUUUAAACUUAGAGAAUUAUCCUGUAUUUGAUGACAAAGUCACUCUCGCCGACACCAGACAAUUGGCCUAUUACUUGCAAAAAGAUAUACAAAGUACCUUGAGUCAAGAGCAAAUCUGUAACUUAAAAAAAAUAGCGAGCGAUGUCAUUGAGGAAUAUGCACAUAAAAUAUCCAAAAGUCGGGACGUAAUUCAAGAAGCUGUUAUAUUAUCAUCUAUACCAGAUCGGGAUAUAUAUAAAAAAUUACUCGAACAAUGCAUUCAACCUAUUAAUAACAACAUCCAAGUAGAUUCAGAUUUAUUAGAGGGGUUAACUCAAGUGGUACAAAACGCACAAGGUCAUUUAGACGUGGGCUAUGCGAAUGGAUUAGUUCAAAUUUUGGGAAUCUUAACGAAAAAAUUACAAGGAAUCCAUCAGCAACAGGGCGUAGCCGAAGAACUCUAUAUUCUUACCAGGGCCAUAUCUCGCCUAUUAGACGCCAUGAAAGAUGUCGAAGUGAAAGGUUUAGACCGAGAAAGUCUGCAUGCUCCAUUAUAUAAACAGCUUUCGGGUUUAAGUAAGAAUAAAGAAGAUCCGGCACUAUCGUAUCAAGCCAAGUACGCUUGUCAGGCGCUACUAUAUGUGCCUGAUAACGAGCAACCAUGGCAAAGCGCCAUGCGCCACUUCUCCGAUAUAACAGGAGGAAUUUUAACCUUAGCAAGUGCUGCUAAAAAUCUUGAUCCUUCAAAAUUGAAGGAAGUGUUUAGCAUCGCCAAUGGAAUUAUUGAAGAGUUGAAUGAUUUUAGAACGAAUUUUCAGGAUGCCUUCGAGGGAUUGAAGGAAAUUCGUCGGGGUUUCAAGUUUAAACUUAGUCGUCAUAGGCCGUGGUAUAUUGCACUUCGGCAUAUUGACUUCUUCAUUUACACUGACCAGCUGGUUGAGCUGGAGGAAUUUGUGCGAAAAACAAGGCUCAGUCAGAACCCCGAAUUUUUAUGGGGAUUCUGUCAACGAAUAGAGAACCUCGUCAACACCCAUCCUGAUAUCACCGUGCGACAAAAUGCUCUAGGGCUUUUAAAGGAUGUGAGCCAAUAUACCAUGAAGUGGGGACGAUAUGGUCCAUACCCUCAAAUUGAUCAAUUAUCCACCACAACGUUUGUACCUGAUUUUCCGACUUCUCUGUUAUAUGCUGCUCAGUCACGGUCUCCCGUUGAAGCUAAUCUAAAGAAAUUAAAAAAAGAGAUUUGUAAUGAUAAAGAACUAGAACAAUUACUUAAUUUAUAUAUUGAGCCACGGGGAAAAUUGGAUGUUCAGGACACGGAUAGCUUUUCACUGUUUCCAAAGGUUAAAGAGUUUUUGCAGGGUCCUAAAAAUGUGCUACUCUUAUUGGGUGAUUCCGGUGCCGGUAAAUCAACGUUCAACCGCUUCUUAUCACUUAAACUUUGGGAGGGAUACAAAGUGGGUGGUCUUAUUCCAUUAUAUAUUUCGCUGACUACUAUAAAGAAUCCAAAGUAUGAUUUAAUUGAAAAGCAUUUGAGAAAAGAGUUUUCCGAGGAUCAAAUUAAGGAGUUAAAAAGAAACCGUAAAUUUGUAUUUAUUCUGGAUGGUUAUGAUGAGAUAGGUGGGAGUGAGAUUGGCAAUAUUUGUGAAAGCAAUCAGCUUGAGGCUUGGAAUGCGCACAUCAUUGUGAUGUUUACAAAUACAUUGAGAGGUAUAUUAGCAUGGGAAAAACUAAUCGGGACACUUCAUUCUAUAAAAAAACUAUUGACUCCAUUCCUGGCUUGA
This is a messenger RNA of Acaulospora colombiana, 2136 nucleotides long. NCBI's taxonomy places the organism in Eukaryota, Fungi, Glomeromycota, Glomeromycetes, Diversisporales, Acaulosporaceae. The record is from the annotation of a GenBank genome assembly.